GUGUGUUUACAAACGGCACGUGUUUUCAGCGCUCAAUCAAAAACAUGUUAUUAAAUGUGUUAAUUGUGUUAUAAAUUAUAACUAAAUUAAAACUCAUUUAAUUAAUUGUAAUAACAAUUACAACACAUUCACAGUCAUAAUGAAAGUGAAACGCUAUAAACGGGUCCAGAAAUACAUACAGUUUUACAAAAACUCGUGCGGUUUUCGGGCCCCCUAUCAGGUGCUGAUCGACGCCACGUUUUGUCAGUUUUGUCUCAACAAUAAGGUGAACAUCACCGAACAGAUCCCGAAGUACUUAUCACAAGAGUGCAAACUAUUGACCACCGUUUGCGUCGUUCAGGAGGCGCAGCGUUUGAGUCAGUCACUAUACGGAGCGAUGCUUAUCAUCAAACAGUUCCCAAUCCGUCGCUGCGGUCACGAGAAGUCACCGAUCGAUGCGAGCGAAUGCCUACGAGAGCUGAUCUGCGCCGACAACAACUCCGACCACUAUAUGCUGUGCACUCAAGACCUGGUGCUGACCCGCGCUAUACGCCGGUCGACAGUCGGCUGUCCGUUGAUAUACAUGAGGGGCAACGCUAUGGUUAUGCAGAAACCGCACGACACGGUCCGGGAGGCUGUGGAACGGCGGGAACAGGAGGCCAGCGAUGAACACGUGGAUCACCAAAUGGAUGUGUUGAAGAAGUUGAAGAGAGCCCACGAUUUGGAUGACGACGACUCGGAGGCUAAGCCACGGCCGAAGCGGAAGCGCACGAAAGGACCCAAUCCUCUGUCCUGUAAGAAGAAGACGAAGAAACCUAUGGCUGGACAGCAGUCAACUGCCCCUAAGACUAGUGCCGGUAGUAGUGGUGGUGAUCAGCGCUCAGCCAAUAAGAAACGCCGCCGAAACAGAGGCGGUAAACAUAUUCGGCAAAUGUUUGACAAGAUUUCGGCCACAGUUUCUGGUGACAAGUGA
This is a messenger RNA of Medioppia subpectinata, 952 nucleotides long. The record is from the annotation of a GenBank genome assembly. NCBI's taxonomy places the organism in Eukaryota, Metazoa, Arthropoda, Arachnida, Sarcoptiformes, Oppiidae.